Messenger RNA from Nanorana parkeri, 588 nucleotides. RefSeq names its product mediator complex subunit 10 (gene MED10). Gene Ontology annotation, cellular component: chromatin; mediator complex. Gene Ontology annotation, biological process: positive regulation of transcription by RNA polymerase II. The record is from RefSeq and is a predicted model, not a curated record. Gene Ontology annotation, molecular function: transcription coregulator activity. Bases 19 to 426 code for a protein of 135 amino acids. The transcript is spliced from 4 exons. Lineage: Eukaryota; Metazoa; Chordata; Amphibia; Anura; Dicroglossidae.
CUGACGACGGCAGACAGUAUGGCGGAAAAGUUUGACAACCUGGAGGAACACUUGGAAAAGUUUGUGGAGAACAUCCGACAGCUGGGGAUCAUAGUGAGCGAUUUCCAGCCCAGCAGCCAGGCUGGCCUCAACCAGAAGCUGAAUUUUAUGAUUACCGGAUUGGCAGAUAUAGACAAGUGUCGGCAGCAGCUUCAUGACAUCACCGUUCCCUUGGAAGUAUUUGAUUACAUUGACCAAGGUCGUAACCCCCAGUUAUAUACCAAGGAGUGUUUGGAGAGAGCAUUAGCUAAAAACGAGCAAGUGAAGGGUAAAAUUGAUACAAUGAAGAAAUUCAAAAGCCUUCUAAUCCAAGAGCUCUCCAAAGUGUUUCCGGAAGACAUGGCAAAAUAUAAGGCCGUCAGAGGCGAGGAUCAUCCACCAUCUUAACGUGCCAAUCUCGUGGCAACAUGCUGAAAGCCUUAUAAUUAUCAUUAUUAUGGACCUUGAUGAUGUAACUUGCAAGAACAUUCUAGAAAGAACAAUUCUUACAUAUCACUGGAAAUGGAUACAUGAUCCACCAUCAUGGGCUCACAGUUUUCUGAACAUGGU